GGAAGUUCCGGCACAGCGGGAAUCAGGAGCUGUGUGUCCCAAUAGGAUAGAGGCACUGCAGUACAGCACGGCUGGGGAGAAAGCAUGCUGUACAGCCAAAGGAGCCGCCCCCGCCUUAGGGAGGUAACGGGACCUCAGCCGCACUCCGUAGCAGUAGUGGCCAAGUUCCCUUCUAGCCGGCCAAUAGAUUUUGCCAUUCUUGAAAGGAGACGGUAUGAGGAGGCCAGAGAACAUAUGCUCACCUUCACAAAGCAGAACACCACAGAACGUGUGAAGAAUGAAUGGGCGAGGGUUACAGAGAAGAAGUUACUGCACAACACGGUGCAGAGGGCGGUUUAUCGGACAAUGCAGGAGUACAAAAUGCAUCUCGAGGAGAGAAGAGAGAGGCUCAGCACCUUACUGGAGAGGGAAGAGAUGGAGCAUAUUAAGGAAAUGGAGGCUAUGGAGGAAACCACUCUAGAAAGACAGGCCAAAAUGAGAGAGAGAGUGAAAAGCCUCAGAGAAAAGAGAGAAAAGGAACGAAUGGACUUUGUAGCAGAGAAACGUGAGCAGCAAUUCAGGGAUCAAUGUGAGGAACUGCGCUCAUUGAGGUCCCAGAUUCAUCUAAAUGAGGUUUGCACAGAAAGGAUGGCCCAGAUUGCACUAAAGGAGGAGAUAAACCGCCAGCGCAAGGAGGAGGACACCAUCUUUGAUCAGUUGUGGGAACACGACCGAUUGGCUAAAGAGGAGCAGGAAGAGAAGAAACGUCAGAAGCGAAUGGAGCUCAAUCAGGAAAUCGCCUCUCUUCAGAAAGCCGCCUCCGAGGCCCAGAAAAUGCAGGAGAAAUGGCUAAAAGACGAAGAAUCUAAGUUAGUGGCAGAAGAGCGGCGCCUCAUUAAGCUGGAGGAAGAAAGGAGUUUAAAAGAGAAGCAACAAAAUAGAUUGCAAGUUAAAAGCAUGCUGGAGGACUCAAUCCGGCUAAAAAUGAAACGAUUGGCCCGUGAACAGCAGGAGGAGCUGGCCCUCGACAUGAAGAUCUUAGAGCAUGUUAUGCAGGGCUAUCAGGAUGACACUGAGGAGAAACGCCAGCGUAAGAUGGAGCUGAAGAAAGAGCAGCAGAUCUAUCGGGAAUACCUCGCUCAGCAGCUGGAAGAAGAGAAGCGCCAGGAGAGAGAAAUGGACAAGAUGAUUGAAGCAGAGCUGGAGAAAUCCUGGGCCAAGAAAACAGAACAGAUGCGAAAGGAGAAAGAGGCACGGAACCGCCUGAUGAAGGAUGUUAUGGACACGCGCAGAGUCCAGAUUCAUGAAAAGUUGGAGAAGAACGCAAAGCUACAGGAAGAGCUUGCCCAAGAUAAGGAGCUGCUGCAAAGGGCAACAGAAGAGCACAAGCAGCUUGAAACAGAAAGAAAUGCCAGGCAAAUGAACCUGGCACAGCAGUACCAGCAGGAUCUCCUUAGCCAGGUGGCCUAUCAGCAGUGGCAGCGGCAAGCCGAGAGAGAAGAGGAACAGCGAGAGUACGAGGCGGGAAUGGCGGCUGAGAAGGCCUAUCAGAAUACACUGCGGGAAAUCCUAUCUAGGCCUUACGUUGGCCACGAGAACAUUCACCCCUUGAGGAGGGGCCGCAUUUCUAGCCCUAAGGACUGGCUCCCACAAUAGCCGGACUCACUCCCCAUUACAGCUCCAGCUAAAGUUCUUUAUUUGGUCACUUUCUUUUACUAUGAUCAUCUUGCACUGUGUUAUUUCAUAACAGGAACCAUAAAGAGUUAAUUAAAAAUAAGUUUUAUUGUUUUUCUGAAAAGCUACUAAAAUAAAGAAAAACUACAGAA
Molecule: messenger RNA, 1805 nt
Organism: Xenopus tropicalis (tropical clawed frog)
Lineage: Eukaryota; Metazoa; Chordata; Amphibia; Anura; Pipidae
Gene: cfap53
Product: cilia and flagella associated protein 53
Cellular component (GO): cilium
Source: RefSeq, marked provisional